This is a messenger RNA of Drosophila serrata, 1610 nucleotides long. It is a transcript of the gene alpha-Man-Ic, whose product is annotated as alpha-Mannosidase class I c. Gene Ontology annotation, cellular component: Golgi membrane; endoplasmic reticulum. Gene Ontology annotation, biological process: carbohydrate metabolic process; mannose trimming involved in glycoprotein ERAD pathway. Gene Ontology annotation, molecular function: calcium ion binding; mannosyl-oligosaccharide 1,2-alpha-mannosidase activity. NCBI's taxonomy places the organism in Eukaryota, Metazoa, Arthropoda, Insecta, Diptera, Drosophilidae. The record is from RefSeq and is a predicted model, not a curated record.
UGAAUCGGAAUGUAUUUCUUCAUUUUUACCACCCGUCGGGCGUAUUACAAAUGGCAUACUACCAAAAAGUCUGUCAAAAUCCUUUACAUCGCCAUGGGAACUUUAAUAAUCGCCUUGAUGGCUCUUUCUUUAAGUCAGGAGGAAAAAGAUAAAGUAAAAGAUAUCGAUGCCAUUGAGGAGACCCCGGAAGCAAUGCGGCGGAAGAUCAAGGAAAUGAUGCUGCACGCUUGGAGAAAUUAUGCGAGAUUGACUUGGGGCACCAAUGAAUACCGUCCGAUUACUCAGAGUGAUAACUUCGACAGCGAAUUCGGACACCACAAACUGGGUGCAACAAUCAUAGAAAGUAUGGACACUUUGUUUGUGAUGGGUCUGGAUAAGGAGUUAAACCAGUCACGGGAAUGGAUCCAGGAAUCAUUCACCUUGGAUAACGUCGACCAGGCCUUGUCCAUUUUUGAACUAACUUCUAGGAUGUUGGGACCCAUGUUAGCUAUGUACGCCCUAACUGGAGACGAACUAUACAGGGAUAAGGCUAUACACAUAGCUGAUAAGAUACUGCCAGCCUUCCAGACUCCUACGGGUAUACCCAAGCGAUUCGUUGUACCAAACGAUGACCACUUUCGUAAAAGAUCCCUCCCUGAUGUGGCACGUACCGCGGAGUUUGGAGCCCUGCACUUGGAGUUCUUUUAUCUUAGUGAAAUCACCGGGAAUCCAGUCUACAAAAAUGUAGUUGAUGGCAUCCGUCGGUUGCUGGCUGAUGUGAACAAGCCGAAUGGCCUGUAUCCAGACUCCUUCUGCACGAAAUAUGGAAGAUGGGAGACCUCUAGAUGCUCGAUAAACCGAUUUCAUGACUACCUAUUAAAGUCCUGGAUGCAGUCCGGCUGGAAUGAUUCUGAAACUUUGGAAGUUUUCAAAGAUGCCAUGUUGGCGGUGGUGCAGAAUAUGGUGGAAAUAACAACGGAGGAUGUUAUCUACAUGCCGGAAGUCGUAGAUGGCGCACGAACUGAUCGAAUGAAGCAGUCGGAUUGCUUUGCGGCUGGCCUUUUCGCCCAGGGAGCAGAGCAAACGUUGAUGAAGCACUGGGCGAAGUAUGCACAAAUUGGCAUCGGCAUUGGCGACACUUGUCACGACCUCUAUAGGCAGUCACCUACUGGACUGGGUCCGGAGGAGAUGGGUUUCUCAGAGGAAUCCCGAGAGGAGAUAGUAUCCCUGCAGAGAACCUUCUAUGCACUACGCCCGGAAAUAGUUGAGAGCUAUUUAAAACUAUGGCGUCUGAGUCGCGACAAGAAGUACCGGGAGUGGGGACGAGAACUCGUCUUGGCAUUGGAGAAGUACUGCCGGACCCCGUAUGGAUAUGCUGGCAUCCAAGAUGUGUACAACGAGUCCUCCGGAUCAGAUGACGUUCAACGGACUUACUUCUUGGGCGCAACUCUCAAAUACUUGUUCCUGCUGUUUUCGGAAGAUGAGGUAUUCCCUCUGCAAGAAUGGGUCUUUAAUAGUGCGGGUCACGUAUUGCCUAUAAAAGGUGUUAACCCAAAGUAUCGUCUAUAUAAUUCAACGGAAGAGGAAAAUAAAGGAUAGUAAUGAUUUCUCUAAAAACCUCAAGGGUUAAU